AUGACAUCCCCCACCUCCCAAUCCACCUCCUCCUCCUCCACCACCACCACUACAAAAACAACCACCAAACCCCCCGCCCCCUCACAAGUCUUCACCGCCUCCUCCUCCCUCCGCUUCCGCCGCAUCGGCAGCCCACGCCUCUCUCAAUCCCCCGUUCGCAAGCAGCCCCCACCGGCAACACCCAGCUUCUUCCAAGACUCGGACGUCGGUAGUAGCGUUACACGCCUGGGCACCUCCGUAGACUCCCCCAGUGGUAGUGGUGCGGAUCCAGGUACACCCACGCCGACACCCCGCCGCCCGGUACUGGCAGAGAAGGCGGGGAACGAGAAGCGCCCGCGCGACGAGGACACCCCCCUACCAGCUAAAGAGAAGACACCGCAGAAGGAAAAUGUCACGGAUGAUGAAGAGGCGCUGAGGAAGCUGCUGAGUGAGAGGGUGGCGGCGCUGAAGGCUGAGAUUGAAGGGUUGAAAGUUCAGCGGGAGCUGGAGGAGGCAAGAAUUGCAAAGGAGUCGGCGGCGGUGGCGGGAGUGGUGAAGAGGGUGGAUAGAGUGGAGAAGGAUAGAAUGGAUGACGGGCUGCAGGCGCUAUUGCAGAGGUUACUCGCCGCCAACGACGGCUCACACACGGCACUACCGGCGCUGAAAGCUACGGAGGUAGAGGAGGAUGAGCUGAUACCGAGUGCACGCCCGCGAGAAUCUACGGACCCGGGGGCAUUCCAUUGUCUCACCUUUACCCGCGCCUCAACAAGCACCUACACACCCCCUCUCCCCACCACCUCCGACGGCGACGACACCACCGCCUUCCUCACCACCACUGAUACCGCACCACCCUCCGCGCCCCUCCAGAAACACACAGCCACCGGCUACGCUUCCACCGCCUCCUUACCUUUACACUCACCUUCAUCCUCGACCCCCCACCUCUAG
This is a messenger RNA of Morchella importuna, 924 nucleotides long. RefSeq lists its product as uncharacterized. NCBI's taxonomy places the organism in Eukaryota, Fungi, Ascomycota, Pezizomycetes, Pezizales, Morchellaceae. The record is from RefSeq and is a predicted model, not a curated record. The coding region runs from base 1 to 924 and encodes 307 amino acids. The transcript is spliced from 2 exons.